Messenger RNA from Chara braunii, 1509 nucleotides. The record is from the annotation of a GenBank genome assembly. Lineage: Eukaryota; Viridiplantae; Streptophyta; Charophyceae; Charales; Characeae.
GUGUCCCACCUGUCAGGAGGUGAACAGUGCGAACCACCUACCUUAUGGUUUGCUCCAGCCUCUUCCUAUCCCUGAGGGUCGUUGGCAGUCCAUCUCGAUGGACUUUAUCGGUCCUCUUCGACCUCCGUCCCCCCGCGGUCAUGAUGCUWUCCUGGUCGUCGUCGACCGCUUCACGAAGCGUGCACGCUUUGUUCCGUGCCGCUAUGCCAUCAGUGCACGUGAGGUCGCCGACAUCGUAUUUGACCGAGUCGUGCGUGACCACGGCUUACCUCUGAGCAUCAUAUCUGACCGUGACCCGCGCUUUACCAGCCGAUUCUGGCGACGGCUCUGCGAGGUGUACGGCACUCAGCUCCGCUUCUCCUCGUCUUCCCAUCCUCAGACUGAUGGUCAGACCGAGAUCACGAACAAGACUCUUGGGGAUAUUCUCCGAAAGAUUGUUCGUGACGACCAGCAGUGGGAUCUCCAUCUUGCCCACGCGGAGAUAGCCUACAACCACUCCGUCUCGCCAGCCACGGGGAUGUCGCCUUACUAUUGCGACCUCGGCUAUCACCCGCGUGUUCCCGCGGACUUCCUUCGACCGUCCCAGAUUUACCCCGACACGAGUUGUCCCGCGCUGGAUGAUUGGGUUGCACACAUGACGUCGAUUAUGAAGGCCGCACAUGAGCACAUAGCCGCUUCCCAGACUCGCAUGGCAGCACGUGCGAACCGAUCGAGGAUGGAUCACCCAUUCAAGGUCGGUGAUGAUGUGCUUAUCGACGCCCGCCACUUACAGCUCGAAGCGGACACUCUUCGCAAGUUUCUGCGUCGCUUCUUUGGCCCAUGCCGCAUCCUCCAGGCCGUCGGUCCUGAUACGGCAUCUAACCCGGUCAGCUUUCGUGUGAAGCUGCCCAACUGCCUACGCCAGGCUCGUGUGCAUGAUGUCUACCACGUCUCGUUACUGCGUCCUUACCGCAGACCGUCUGAGCGUUUCGCUGGACGACCAUACGAGCGCCCUCCACCCAUCAUGGUGGACGGCCACGAGGAGUUCCUCGUUUCAGACAUCAUUGGUCGUCGAGUCACCAACGACAACCCUCCCCACGUCGAGUAUAUGACCCUCCUCCUUCUCCUCCGGCUGAGGAGACCGCUGAAGUUGAGCCUGCUCCAUCUGAGGCAGACCUUCAGCGGCAGUCGGAUGCUUCUGAGCGUCCACAGCGCACUCGUCGUCGUCCUGCUCGAUACGACGAUUGACUCUGCCUUACCUUCCCACGUCUUUGACUUCUCAGUACUCCAUCCACAUCAGUUUUUCUACUUCAGCUCAUCGACGCUGUGGCUCUUCCUCAACGGCAUUCCGGACUUCUCAUCGUGGACGUCAUCGGCAGCUUCAUGGACUUCAUCACGAUCAGCUCUGCCUACUUCAGACGUCGCCACUCUCUUACCACUCUCCCCUGUAUAGUACCCUGCUUGUGUCGCAUGAUGGUCACCCUUUAGCCAGGUUCCUCUGAGUUGGGCUCUCCCUUGGUAUACGCAUAG